Rubroshorea leprosula is the source of this 2238-nucleotide messenger RNA. The record is from the annotation of a GenBank genome assembly. NCBI's taxonomy places the organism in Eukaryota, Viridiplantae, Streptophyta, Magnoliopsida, Malvales, Dipterocarpaceae.
CUUCUCCACCUCUGUUUGGAUGCCGAGAAAAUUCAAUUUUCCCUUCUGCUAAAAUUUUAGUGGAGGUGAGAAAUUUGUCUGUUGCCGGAUACGCUCGCAUUGGAGGAGUGAAAUGGCGGUUUCUUCGAUUCAGAUGCUCGGAGGCUUGAGGCCACCCAGAGUUUCUCUUAUAGCUCAAGCGAGAGUACCGUUCACGUCUUCCGGUUCGGUGGAGUACGCCUUGGGUCCAUUAACGGAAGGUUUUGUAGCUUCUAGAAUUUCCAUGUCUCGGAUCCGGGCCACGGUUGGUGAGGAUGGACUGAGAACCGACGAUGAUUCCAUGCAUAAUAAUGUCGAUGACAAUCAGGUGGGGAAGCAGCCAGAGCGUGAUUUUUCCGGCACACCAUAUGUCCCUGUAUAUGUGAUGCUGCCGCUGGGUGUCGUUGAUAUGAAUUGCGAGUUGGUCGAUCAAGAGGGUCUUCGGAACCAGCUAAUGAUACUGAAGUCAGUUAAUGUUGAUGGGGUAAUGUUGGACUGUUGGUGGGGGAUAGUCGAGCGGCACACUCCUCAGGUCUAUAAUUGGAGUGGCUAUAAGAGGCUUUUCCAGAUUGUGCGUGAACUUGGGCUCAAGAUACAGGUUGUUUUGUCAUUUCAUGAAUGCGGAGGCAAUGUUGGAGAUGAUGUGCACAUUCCACUUCCCCAGUGGGUAAGAGAAAUCGCUGAGAGUAAUCCUGACAUAUAUUUCACAGACAGAGAGGGAAAGCGAAAUUCUGAAUGCCUCACAUGGGGAAUUGAUAAGGAACGUGUUUUAAAGGGCCGUACUGCUGUUGAGGUCUACUUUGACUAUAUGAGAAGUUUCCGUGUAGAAUUUGAUGAAUUCUUCGUGGAUGGAAUCAUCUCUGAGAUUGAAGUUGGACUAGGUCCAUGUGGAGAGCUGCGCUAUCCUUCUUAUCCUGCAAAACAUGGAUGGAGAUAUCCUGGUAUAGGUGAAUUUCAGUGUUAUGAUAAGUAUUUGAUGAAGAGUCUGAGUAAAGCAGCAGAAGUUAGGGGACACACAUUCUGGGCCAGAGGGCCGGAUAAUGCAGGUUCUUAUAAUUCCAUGCCACAUGAUACUGGAUUCUUUCGUGAUGGAGGUGAUUAUGAUAGCUACUACGGAAGAUUCUUUCUUAAUUGGUAUUCUCAAGUAUUGGUUGAUCAUGGUGAUCGUGUGCUUGCUCUAGCAAACUUAGCUUUUGAAGAAACCAGCAUUGCUGCAAAGCUAUCAGGUAUUCAUUGGUGGUAUAAAACAGCAAGCCAUGCUGCUGAGUUGACUGCUGGGUUUUACAAUCCAGCAAAUCGUGAUGGUUAUGCUCCAAUUGUAGUGAUGUUGAAGAAGCAUGAGGCUGCAAUGAACUUUACAUGUGUGGAACUACGCACCCUGGAUCAGAAUGAGGAUUUCCCAGAGGCAUUGGCUGAUCCUGAGGGAUUAGUUUGGCAGGUGCUGAAUGCCGCAUGGGAUGCUUCCAUACCGGUUGCUAGUGAGAAUGCUCUAGCUUGUUAUGACAGAGAAGGCUAUAACAAGAUAUUAGAAAACGCAAAGCCUCGGAAUGACCCAGAUGGUCGACAUUUAUCAGUUUUUACCUACCUCAGACUUGGCCCAACUCUAAUGGAGAGAGACAACUUCUCGGAGUUUGAAAGAUUUGUCAAGAGAAUGCAUGGGGAAGCAGUCUCAGAUCUACAAUCCUAAUGAAAACUGAGCUUAACCUUAACCCGAUUCCCGGAUUGAUGGGCAGGUUGUUGCUCAGGAGCAAGACACAGUUAAACUGGUAUGGUUUGACAAGUUCAGUUAUGCUCAUGAUCAUGAUCAUAUUGCUGAAGAGUAAUUAAUCAGAAAAUUCCAUCUAAUUCUUCUAAAAAAAUGUUCUACCUUGGUGGUGGGUUUAUGGAAAUUAUGAAUCCUUAACAAUCAAUAUAUAUAUAUAUAUAUAUUAGUGUCAGACUACAUUUACUUACUAGUGUUAAAAGUCAUAUAGUUUUGCUAAAGGUCAACAUUUUGUAAAUUACCACCUUUUCCCAUCUACGUAAUUAAUCUUCUUUGUAAGAAAUUACUUGGUCAAAAUUAAUUACUAUUUGGUCAACAUUUGCUAACUAUUUUGUCCUUUUGUUAAUAUUUGGCUUCCUUUUGUAUUGCUAUCCUCUACUUACCUGUUUUGUCUAUCUAUAUAGCACCAUCAGUAUAGGGUACAUGUUUUUCUUCCACAAAAAUAAAAAAUGCUUCAA